Messenger RNA from Striga asiatica, 351 nucleotides. The record is from the annotation of a GenBank genome assembly. Lineage: Eukaryota; Viridiplantae; Streptophyta; Magnoliopsida; Lamiales; Orobanchaceae.
AUGCCAGCUGAAGGUCAAAAUUGGAGGUUGUUUAUCAUCCGGACUCGGCCAACCGGCGAAGCGGGCCCGCCAUCGCAGUCGGUGACCCGGAGUCUCUCCCCGAGGGAGGAACACGGCGGCGGUGGUGAUAGCACCAAGAUGAAGUCACUGUUCAAGUCCAAGCCCAAAACCCCGGUCGAUUUGGUGCGGCAGACGCGCGAUCUGCUCGUCCUCGUGGAUCGCGGCGGCGCGGACGUCAAGGAGAUCAAGCGUGACGAGAAGGUGUGUUUCGUUUCAGUGUUUUUAUGGCGUAUUGUUUUGUUUGAGGAGAUUGUGUUUGGGGAUCUGUCGUUAGUUUGUAUGACAUUAUGA